AUGGUUCGUCGUGGAAUAUCGAUAAUUGCGUUGGUUGCAGUGUUGGGAAUUCUCGGAAAUAGCCACGCUUUCGACAUGGAGGCAUGGGCCAAUGACACUCCCGACACUUCGGAUAUUAAAAGUGUAGACACUACGAAGAUGAAAGAUGAUACAAAAGACGGUGCUGCUGAUCUGAAAGAUUCUGCAGUACACAAAUCAAAUAAUGAAGCCGAAGAUAUGGAGGCAGCUCUAAAGGAACUCCAAAAGCAGACAUUGGAUACUCAUGUCCGUGAAGAGGUAGAAGAAACCAAAAGUAAUGAGGAUCCAGAUAUCAAGAAGGAAGUAGAGGUGCAUGAAACGGCAAAGGAUAUUGAAAAAUCAGAACAGCCAAAAAUCGAAGUUCCUGUAGACGAUAAGGAUCAUGCAAAGGUGGUUUCAAAAGAAGAAUACGAAUCAAAUCGGAAAAAUACAGAGUUGAAUGAUAAGCUGGAUUCUGCAACUAUACCCGCAGAUCUGACUGCAGCGUAUUCUCUUAUUCCUACGAUUCCUUCAGAUGACUCCAAUGCUACUUCGGGUAACAACGACACCAUCAUUGAUGUCUUAGAACCAUUGGGACAAAACAUGAAACAAGAUACUCUUGCUAAAAUAGAUGAAACCAUUUCAAAACUUGAUAACCGAUUGCGAAAUUUCUUAGAUGCGGUAUCUACCGGAGCGCAUGACCUUGACUAUUACCAACGUUUCCUAGAGCAUACGUAUGAAACAUUCUGCCGGGAGAUAAACGGUGAUCUAGGGCAGUUGGGUGCCGAUAAAUCGGAUGUAGACGCUAAUAGUCGACCUGUAAAUGUGCAGAUCAGCGCCAAAAUGUCCAGCGCUAUACGAGAAAGUUUCGAUACCAAAGUGGAAGUUUUAGAACUGGCAGCCUCAGAGGUAGCCAUGAAAAAAUCAAAGGAAAUAGGUGCAAGAACCAUUCAUGAUGCUCUUACCAAUGGGUUGAUAUCCGUGAAAAGUACUAUUUCGUCUCCUGGAUUAACCGUUCGCGGUGAAAGCGCCGAAAUGAAAAACAUGAACGCUAUCAUAGCGAGGAUAUCAAAAUCUCUGCUUGCUGAUAUAAUAAGCUGGAGUCUGAAGGAAGAUGUUCUUAAAAAGAAACUCUUUGACAAUAUUCUAAAACGUAAUGAAUUUAUUAAGGAACACCCAACAGACAACAAUGGAAUUGAUAGACUCACUCAAUCGAUCAGGGACAUUGCAGCGAAAUUCCAUGUGGCACAAAACGAAAGAACUGGCUCAAUCCAAAAGCAAAAUGGGUUUAAAGAAUACAUGGAUGGCAUGCGUGAGGACAUAAACACCAUACAGCGUCUUAUCGACACAUACUUCGCCACAGUACACAAAGGGCACGCCAAAGCGCUCCUGCAAGAAGCUAACGAGGAGCUAAAGAAGGAUAGUGAGGCCGAAAGUGGAAUGCGCCUACGUUUAGCGGAGGAUACGGUUCGAACUGAAACUAACGUCAGUGCAGAGAAAGCAACGGAACAGUUGCGGUGCCCACGCAACUAUCGUCCGCUACACCCUGACAAACCUGUAACGGACUCCAACCCGUGUGUACGUUUGGAUAAAUGGACGCCUUCGCGGUAG
Babesia ovata is the source of this 1608-nucleotide messenger RNA. RefSeq names its product bov57, putative. Lineage: Eukaryota; Apicomplexa; Aconoidasida; Piroplasmida; Babesiidae. Bases 1 to 1608 code for a protein of 535 amino acids. The transcript has a single exon. The record is from RefSeq and is a predicted model, not a curated record.